Messenger RNA from Coregonus clupeaformis (lake whitefish), 1267 nucleotides. RefSeq names its product THAP domain containing, apoptosis associated protein 3 (gene thap3). The record is from RefSeq and is a predicted model, not a curated record. NCBI's taxonomy places the organism in Eukaryota, Metazoa, Chordata, Actinopteri, Salmoniformes, Salmonidae. The coding region runs from base 388 to 1050 and encodes 220 amino acids. The transcript has 4 exons.
UAAUCAAUCUAUCACCGUUUUUUUUUAACCUUUGGUCUUGGAGACACACUCAUUUAAUCAAUACAUUCUCCAAACAGAGAUGGCCUAUGAGGGUCUGAGGUUGCCAGAGUACGAGAUGGGACGAACGCACCUUGGAUAUUACGAGAUAUGAUCAGAGACGGAAGAGGACGCGAAACAUCCCACUCCCUCAUUUUUUCUGCUUCAUAUACAGUAGACUAGACCACAGUUUACAUCGCAUAGCCACCCCUGAAAUAGACCGGAACCAUUUUUUUCAAGGUUAAACGGCCAGAGUACAUCUUCAUUUAUCCACCAUAUUUGGUAUGAUGACUCUUUUGAUAUUCUGAGGGGCGACGACCGUCGACCGCCAUCUUAGUUCGGGGCAAUAUCAUGCCGAAAAGUUGUUCUGCAUAUAACUGUACCAAUAGGUACUGCAAAAAUACAGAGAUUACUUUUCACAGAUUUCCUUUCAGCAAACCAACUGUAUUUGGACAAUGGUUGGAUAACAUAUGCCGAGAUGACUUUUAUCCAAAGAAACACAUGGUCAUCUGCUCACUUCAUUUUACUACGGAUUGUUUCAGCGGUUUAGGCAACCGCAGAAACCUGCUGUGGAAUGCUCUACCCACCCUCUUUACAUUUCCACCACCAAAUUCUAAGAAAAGAAAGUCAGGAAAAAGGCUCAAAAUGCUUCCAAAGUGUGUCAGUGUGUCCCUAGAAAAAAUGGAAACACAGAAUGACCUGGACCCAGAAGAGAGACGACUACCCAAAUCUGCAGAGAGCAAAAAGAAACAUGUUGCCAUCUUCGAUCACAGUUACUCGCUGUCCGACCCAUGUGCAGCGAAGGCCCGACUAUUCAAAGCCUUGGAUGCCAACAAAUGGCUCAACAGAAGGUUACAAAUGAAGAGACAGCUGAUCAACAAGAUGAGGUUUAAAUUGAAGGCAGCACGCGCCGAGUUGUCGAGUCUACGCAGCAGGCGGAAUCUGGCCAGGGCUGCUGGUAAAGGAUCUAUAUGGCCCAGUGUACAGAGCAGAGCUGUGAAUGAUAUCAGCUGACACAUUGAUUGACAUUGGUUUUAUUGGAAAGCUAUUUUGUAUUGGAACACAAGGAGUUAAAUGAAUUUGCUGAUCCUCUUCUGAAAACAUAGUUUUUUUCAAAUUUCAUCUUGGUCAAUGAGUGUAAAAUUUUCAUUUUGGAAAGCGUUGCAGCCCGAUCCAUCUUGCUGCCAUGUGCAAAACCAUUCUUUGGAUAAUAUAGUACACUUUUCCAAGA